CAAGUGAAAAAGAAGAUUGUGUAAAAAUACGUCAUAAUUUGAAUUGCUGUGGGAGGUGAAGGAAUAGAAUACAAUUACUGUCGCUAUUAUUCUGUGAUACAGUACUUUUAGUGAGACGGAUAGAGAUGAUUUCCGUGCAUUGUACAAUAGUAGUGUCAAACGUGUCCGUUAGAAUUAAUUUUUAAUUUUAGUUUGGUGAUGAGUGAGUACAUACAAUUGAAUGCCACCGAAGAACAAAUCAUUUGAGGAUAUAAUCAUUCGCAAAAAUUCAAAAUUGUUGGAACAGCUAUUUUUAUUAAAACGAGAUAAUACUGAGUCCUUUCAGCUGCAGUAUACAGCAAAAAUUUACGAAACACUGUGUUAUGAAUAUGCGAAAAAAUACUUGUUAUCGUAAAACGAGAAGAUGCGACAUCGAUUACGUUCAAAAUCACAAACCAAAAUUCAUUCGACCGGUCUGCGCAACAAUGGAUUCUUGCUAAAAUAAAUCGAGAAUAGGGAAGUGCGACGCUGAUAAUAAUGAAAAUAUUAUUUUCAAACUCACAACAAUCAUACGAAGUAAAGUUUAAUGCAACGCAAUAAUGAUAACAACCUGCGACAAAGCCAAAUCUGAUAUGGAUGCGAACAAAAAAACCAAUAAUGCAGAAAAUGUCUAACUGGAGAAAAAACUGUAAAAAGAGAUCGAAUCGCAUUGUUACUCAACUAUCGCUUAUCAAACAGUGGAAGUGCAAUGAGUUCCUGAGAGUUGCAUCCAUUUAUCAAUAGAAAUUCAAAACUUAUUACAAAUAGACUAGGAUUAAUUCUCAAGAAAAAAAUCAACCAAAAGAGGGGAAAGGUAUAUGUUUAGUGUCCCAGUAUAAGCUGGAUGUAUUCGCCAUGCUCCGUGGGGGCCAGGAAUGUACGUAAUAUUUCCUGCUGAUGAAUUAAUAUUGUUGACAUACGGAAUCGCAGUACCGAGAGUACAACCACGACCAACUCUGGACAACCUGCGAGAGCCACUUGUCCCCAUCGGCAAUAGGCCUUCUUCCGCCACCAUCCUGUCCCCCAAACAAAUAAAUGAACCCCGUCGGAGUCCAGAACGACCACCCCGUACCUCCACCGUUGCACCACCACGCACACCACCGAUACUCACGCCGAGGGACAGAAGUCCCAGUGUUAAUUUUUCUCCGGACGAUAGAAUUUACGAUUACGACGAUACCACACCACUAUACGAUACCGACACGACUGUAAAUUAUGUAAAUAGGGACCUCAGACCUAACUUCCCGCAGACUUCCUCGUCCACGACAUUACGUAAUCCUUCCUCUGGGGGCCCUAAAUCCAACCCUUCGUCACCCACGAAAGCGAAGGAGAAGCCCAAAUCCAGGCUACAUCUUAAGCUAGGACGUUUGCGACCACAUUCCUCUACUGAACAAAGCGAAUCUGCCCGAAUCCGUGAGGAUUUGCAGAUACACGUUUCCAAUCCUGUGUUCACCCGUGAAAAUCUACGUCAACGAAAUUUUGACGCGUUCUUCGAAUCCGGCGAAACGGUCUAUUCGUUGGAGAAAAAGGAAAAACCUCUUCCACAAAGUGCCGACUCUGCCGAAUACUCCUCAUGGAAUACCGAUGACCCUCCUGCUACCACCAAUCAGCGUUUUUUAUCCGUUGGGGUAUUUCGUAGAACCAAGUCACCGCUCAGUAACCGUGCCAAAAGUGUAGAGCUAGAAUACGAAGAGUCCCAGAAAGAAUCAUCAAAAUCUCAUCGUAGUAUAUUCGGCAAACGAGAAGGGACAAGUGCCGACCUCAUAUCGCAGCGGCCUCUCGGAGGAAGUAUGACUUCCUCUGGAGUACUCAAGGAUCUAGGUCAUCCUGGCCUAAAUGAGGCACUAAAAUCUCACAACAGUGUAACCUUCAAGCUAGUUAAAACUGUCUCCGACUUCACCGAAACUUUAGCUCAACUUUAUGAACAGCACGCCGAAGCAUUGCAAGUUCUGGUUUCAAACUACAGGAAACGAAAUGGCGAACUCAGGAAAGAAAGACCAGCAUGUCAAUCGAAUCUUUUUCACGCCUGGGAAACAUUUUUGCAAGAAAUAGAAACGGAUUCUCAAGCCACAAUUGAGGUCGCCAGUUCACUUUCCAGACAAGUGGCCCGGCCGUUACUAGAACGUUCGUUCUACAGGAAGGUUCAAAGCAGAAAAGUGUUCACUCACAGGGAAUCAUUCGAUACAAUCAUUGCGAAGACUGAAGAGAAAUUAUCAAAGUGCCGAAUUGAAUAUAAGCAGUGCUUUAUUUCGCAUCGUCAAAACCCGACACAGACAACACUGACGCAAUAUAUCGAUUCCCACAAUGCAUACGUACAGCAGUUGCAUGCAACCAACGCCAUGCUGGAGGCCUACCAUUGCGAUACCCUUCCCCAGUUGAUGCAAGAACUCGAGGAAAUCUACAAUGACUUGUGCAAUAUAGUAGCAGAAGCAGUGCUGCAAGGCGCAGAGGCAAUAUCUGCAAAAGCACUAGAACAAGCGAAACGGUACGACAGUUUAGCGAUUCAAUGCAAAAAUGUUUCACCAGCGCAGGAUCUAAGCUACUUCGUUCGUAGUAUACCAGUUUCCGCCAGUGCCCAGAGAGUACCGAAGAAAGUAUUUGCACCACCCCAAGCAGCUGCUCAAACGGAAGAGGAAGAAUUAGCAGACUAUGGUGAACAACCAGGAUUCAAAAAUGGGUUGGUGGUUGAGAAAGGAGCGUCGAUUCAGGUGCGACCGUCACUAGAGGCACUUAAACGAGAGUCACAGGAUUUAGAAAUACAGAUCAAACAGCUACAGGAUUCUGUAGACACUUUAGUUCGAACGCAAAUCCGAGGCAUAGAAGGUCAGCUGUAUAACAAAGCAAAUGAACUGCAGGAAGAUAUCUCAAUGAAGAAGUUUGACCUGCGGGCCAAACAAAUCCAUCUUGCCGCAGUCAGAGCCCAGAAAGAGUUAUUUUUGGGUAGAAUAGAUCCUGGUUCACCUCUCGGUGAACGUAAAAUGUCUUCUUCUAGUUCUUCCUCAAUGAAGACUAAGUGGUUAAAAGCAUUCAGAAGUCUGAAACCAGCCGGUUCAGCGAACGAUAGUACUCCUAAAACAAACCAAAUGUACCACGCAGUGUCAACGAUGUUGACUUUGAGGAAGAGCGGAAAUGGUGCCCAGAUACGGUUUGAUGGAUCGGAUAACCAUAAUCUGUUGGAGUAUACGUACAAGAAAAUAACACCAUGUGAUGUUUGUUCACAGGUUUUGAGAGGUCACACGCGGCAGGGGCUGCGCUGUAGGAUAUGCAAGGUGAAUGUGCACACCGACUGUGCAUCACAGCUGCCGAAAUGCCAGGUCAAGCAGAAGCUGCUUCGCCGCCAGAAGAGUACUUCCGAAAUCGAGAACCGUGCCGAAGCGGAGGAGGAGAAACCAACCGAUGUCGAUCAGAUCUAUCAGGUACUGAAAAAAGCUAGCGAAAUUUCUAGUGGCAAAAUUGUCGAACCGAAAGCCCAAGCCAACAUUACUAGCGAUGUCAAUGUGACGACUGGCAGUAGCAAUCCGCAGCUGGAAAUACCUGUAGUCAAUGUGCCUGAUUAUCCGGAUCGUACGCCUAGGAGGGGACCAGUUAAAUCUCAGGGGUCAAAUUAUCAACCACACAAGCAGGGACUGUCGGCACCGACAGCAACCGAUAUGUCCAGCUCAGUACCACACUCACCUCGUCGUCAAAAGCUGAACCUUAGAAUGAAAUCACUAAGCUUGGACUCACCAGAAUCAUCCGAACUGCAUGGACAAAUACGCCGGCGAUAUCCGGGGCCACCCACGCAUGGUGGACAUGGAGGUUCUGGUGGUCAAUUAGAACACAAUACACCACCAUCAAACAAUAGUAGAUUGCAUUCACCUUCAAGCCCGUCGGGGAAUCAGCGAAAGUUUCUGUACGCCAGUCGGGGAAUGAAAACCGGUUCGGUUGACUUGCCAGACGAAAUAGAAAGAAGUCAGUCGUCGGCCAGUACCUCGCCAUGUCCAUCACCGGUAAGGCAGUCACAGAAGGUACAACGAUUGCUGCCAACCAAUAUUCACGUGGUGUUAUUCAACUUUAAAGCCCGGCAUCAGGAUGAGCUUGAUUUGAUCGCAGGAUACAAGGUAACUGUCAUUGAUUCAUCCGAUACCAAUUGGUGGAAAGGCAAAUGUUUGGGUAAAGUUGGAUACUUCCCUUCCAAAUACUGCACUAAACUAGGACCGUCUGAAAAAGUGCUCCAAGUGACCCAUCCAUUACACAUCACGGAUAACGAACGAUGUGAGGUGAAACUGCAGAGAGAUCAAAUCGUUGUACAGAUCGCAGAAGAGGUUGGCGGUAUGAUCAUGGUUCGAUUUCCUGACAAUCACCAGGGUAUGAUACCAUCAAAAUAUCUCCAGGAAGUCUGACUAUCGAACGAAGAAGGCUUGGAUCGAGAUCGGGAUAAACGGUACAG
Molecule: messenger RNA, 4444 nt
Organism: Toxorhynchites rutilus septentrionalis
Lineage: Eukaryota; Metazoa; Arthropoda; Insecta; Diptera; Culicidae
Gene: Stacl
Exons: 20
Coding region: 894-4397 (1167 amino acids)
Biological process (GO): positive regulation of voltage-gated calcium channel activity; positive regulation of protein localization to plasma membrane; skeletal muscle contraction
Cellular component (GO): extrinsic component of cytoplasmic side of plasma membrane
Molecular function (GO): protein binding
Source: RefSeq, a predicted model, not a curated record